Molecule: messenger RNA, 4159 nt
Organism: Olea europaea var. sylvestris
Lineage: Eukaryota; Viridiplantae; Streptophyta; Magnoliopsida; Lamiales; Oleaceae
Product: nuclear pore complex protein GP210
Exons: 3
Source: RefSeq, a predicted model, not a curated record
UGCACCAUCCUGAAAACCCUUUACAAAACCCCAGUUGGCCAGUUCUAAUUUGUUCCCCAAUUUUACUUCUCAAUAUCUCCGUCUGCAAUCCCUAAUUUUCGAUUUUCUUAGAUGGUCGUUCUUUCUUCACCAUUUUCACAAGGAAAAGAUGUCCACGUCCGUUUUUCUUCUGUUCUUUGCAGUCAUGCCGAUGCUAUUGGCUCAAACGACGCCGCAUUUAAGCUCCGGCCCUCACAUUGCGGACGUCAACAUUCUGUUACCUCCCAAAAUGACUCAUCCUGUUGAGUACAGACUUCAAGGCAGUGAUGGUUGCUUCAAAUGGUCAUGGGAUCACCAUGAUAUACUGUCGGUGGUGCCGGAGUAUAAUUCAAGCAGUUAUUGUUCGACGAGUGCUAGAUUGAAAUCCACGGCUCCUUAUAGUGGUAGAAAGGAAACUGCUGUUUAUGCCACUGAUGUCAAUACCGGAAUGGUGAUUCGUUGCAAGGUUUAUAUUGAUAUAAUGUCUAGGAUUCAGAUAUUCCAUAACUCUGUCAAACUUGACCUCGACGGGCUCGCCACUCUUCGCGUACGUGCCUUUGACAGUGAAGACAAUGUGUUUUCCUCAUUAGUGGGAUUGCAGUUCAAUUGGCAACUGACGCCAGAAACUGAUAAAUUUCCUCAUCACCUUGUCCAUGUUCCUCUUAAGGACUCUCCAUUGAGUGAUUGUGGUGGCUUGUGCGGUGACUUAGAUAUCCAGGUAAAGCUUGAAAAUAGUGGUGUAUUUUCAGACCUGUAUGUAGUGAAAGGGACUGAAAUUGGCCAUGAAAUCGUUUCUGUUCAUUUGAUGGAACCGUCAUUCGGGCACAUGGCGGAUAAGAUUGUUUUGACAGUAGCAGAAGCAAUGUCUCUCGAUCCUCCCUCGCCUGUUUUUGUUCUAAUUGGUGCUGUUGUCCGUUAUACUCUUAAGGUUAUUCGUGGCAAUAUUCCUCAAGUGGUAAGUUUACCAUCUCCAUUUCAUCGGUGGUAUGUUUUGAACUCUUCCGUUGCCCACGUGGAGAGAGAGAUGGGGGGAACUCGUGCUUUGAACUUAGGAGUAACAACAGUUACAGUUGAAGACACCAGGGUCGUUGGGCACAUACAGAUGUCAUCACUCCACGUUGUCAUCCCAGAUACUUUGGUGUUGUUUAUAUUACCUCUUUCUCCUUCUGGUGCUACUAUUGAGGGGAUAGAACCUAUUCCAUCUGCGUCACGCUGGUACAUUAUCUCUGGCAAACAAUAUCUCAUUCAUGUGAAGGUUUUUACACCAGGACCUGGGGCAAAAGAAAUUUAUAUAACAGAGAGUGAUGAUAUUAAGUUGCAUGCUGACCAGUAUGAGUUCUGGAAUAUUCUCCCAGUUUCUGAAGGUACUACUGCUGAAGGAGAUUAUAGAAUUUUGAGAGCAAAUUCAUAUGGAUUGGGAAGACUGAUGGCAACUUUGACUUAUACCAGUGGACAAGCCACAAGAAAAGAGGUUCUGAAGCUUGUUCAAGAAGUUAUGGUCUGUGAUCAAGUGAAAUUCAGUAUGGAGAAAAUAGGUGGCCCCUCCGAUGCAAUUCUCCUCCCCUGGGUCCCCGGUGUCUACCAGGAGUUAGAGCUUAAGGCAACUGGAGGUUGUGCAAUGUCUUCCAGUGACUAUAAAUGGAUUUCUUCGGAUAUGGUUGUUGUGUCUGUAUCUGCUUCUGGGAUGGUCGAGGCAAAAAAGCCUGGGAAAGCAACUAUCAAAGUAGUUUCUAUCUUCGAUUCAUUGAAUUAUGAUGAGAUGAUUAUUGAAGUUUCCAUCCCCUCUUCAAUGGUUAUGCUUCCUUACUUUCCUGUUGAGACACUUGUUGGAUCAUAUCUUCAAGCUUCUGUAACAUUACAAGGAUCAGGUGGCUCGUAUUUCUAUACCUGUGAUGCUUUCAGGUCCUUUGUAAGAUGGAAAACUGAAAGUGAGCAUUUCACAAUCAUUAAUACAACAGUGGAAUCAUUUGUUUAUAACAAGCAAGAUGCCGUUGAGAUCAAUUCCUCAUCAUAUGGCCCUCCAUGUGCAACAGCAGUAAUAUACGCUUCUAAUCCUGGUCGCACUUUGCUGCAUGCAACAUUGAGUCAAGAAUAUCAGCAGUUCGACCGUGCUAGUAGUGGGUCAAUCAUCUUAAAAGCGUCCUCUUGUAUUGCUGCAUAUUUACAACUCAUUGUGCAGCAGGCCAGUGAUGGAAACCAAUUUGGUGGUUACUCGAAUGAUUUAAGCCAGAUUGAAGCUCAGAAUCAGUUGGAAAAUUUGGACUCUCUAUAUCUCACCCCUGGCACUCACUUGGACGUGACGCUUCAAGGUGGACCGGAACGGUGGGAUCAAGGUGUUGAAUUCAUUGAAGUUGUGGAAGCUUUAGAUGAACAUAAUUCUUAUGUGACAAAUAGAGUUGUAAUCUGUCAACUGUUAACCGUCAAUAACAAUGCAUACAGAAUACAAUGCCAAAGUUUGGGAAGCUUUAAACUCAUAUUCAGACGUGGAAACAUGAUGGGGGAUGGCCACCAAUUGCCUGCUGUAGAGGAAGUGCAAUUGUUGCUUAUGUGUAGCUUUCCAUCUUCCAUUGUGCUAAUAGCUGAUGAAGCAGUGAAUUCGCCUCAAGUUAUACAGUCUGCAGUUCAGGCUGAACGCAAGCCUGAAGGAGUUCGUGCCAUGCCAAUUACUGUAGCAAACGGUCGCAGAAUACGAAUAUCAGCGGUUGGCAUUAGUUAUUCUGGAAAACCUUUUGCAAAUGCGUCUUCUCUCUGUUUGAGGUGGGAACUCGUUGAAUGUGAAGGAUUGGUGUCUAUAGAUGAUGCCUAUAGUUCAUCAGCAACCAAGUCCUCUUGGGAAAGGUUUUUUAUCUUGCGAAAUACAUCAGGACUCUGUGUCAUUCGCUCUACUGUUAUUGGGCUCAUUGAUUCUCUUGAUCACCAUGAUUUUGCUAAAAUGUUUGAAGGUUUUGCAAGUGCUCUUACAGAUGCCAUACAAUUGCAGCUUGUUUCUUCUCUUAGAGUCAAUCCAGAACUUGGCCUGCUGUUUUUCAGUCCUGAUGCCACGUUGAAUCUCUCAAUCACUGGAGGGAGUGGUUUCUUGGAGACUAGGGUGAAUGAUACUCAAAUUGUGGAAGUAAUACAACCCUCACCAGGUUUCCAGGGUUCACAACUGACACUGGCUCCCAAAAGCUUGGGGCCUGUUCUUUUGACUGUUCUUGAUAUUGGGAUUGCACCUCCAAUAGCUGCAUCUUCUGUGGUCCAAGUUGCUGAUGUGGACUGGAUCAAGAUUACAGUAGCAUCAGAGAUAAGCCUUGUUGAAGGAAGUUUGCAGUCUAUCGGUUUUUUGGCUGGGAUUAGUGAUGGACGUACUUUUGACUCUUCUCAGUACGUUUACAUGAAAGUUCGUGUUCAUAUUGACGAUCAUAUAGUUGACCUUGUGGACAGUAAUGGUUUCUCAAGACCUAUUGAUGGAUAUCUGAACGGCCAGAAUUUUACCAUACAGGCUACUCGUCUUGGGGUGACAACCAUAUAUCUUAGCACGGUCCAGCAUUCUGGGAAUGAAAUAUUGACUCAACCAGUUAAGGUGGAAGUCUAUGCUCCACCAAGAUUGCACCCUAGCAAUAUAUUCCUUGUACCAGGUGCAUCUUAUGUGCUUGCAGUAAAAGGAGGGCCAAAAAUUGGUUCAUACGUUGAGUAUGCCAGUAUGAAUGAUGAAACUGCAAAAGUUCACAAGUCUUCAGGACUAUUGUCUGCAAUAUCACUGGGAAACACUACAUUGGUUGCCACAAUAUUUUCUAAUGGAGGUAUAAUGCUUUGUCAAGCAUAUGGCAAGGUUGAAGUAGGGAUCCCAUCUACAGCUUUGUUGAAUGUUCAAAGCAAGCAAGUCGCUGUUGGCCGCUGGAUGCCAAUUCAUCCUUCUCUAUCUCAGGGAAAUUUGUUUUCGUUUUAUGAGCUCUGUAAAGAUUUCGUGUGGAAGAUAGAAGAUGAAGAGGUUUUGAGUUUUCAAGUGGAAAACAACUUACACGUUAAGGAGCAUAAACAAAUUAGAUCUUCUGGUUACUUAGAUGAGAACGAUCUUAAUUUUAUUCAAAUGCUCUAUGGAAGAUCUGCUGGCAAGACAAAUGUUACUGUUACAUUCUCCUGUAAUUUUAUAUCUUCUAAU